AUGAGUUACAGCCCCCAAAAAAUGUCCCCUCCAAAUCUCACCGGAAAUUCCUUCGUGUACGACGCCGACGACAUUCCGUUCGGCACCGUUUGGUGGUUUAUCUAUGCCGGAAUUUCUUGUGUUCUCGUUAUCUUUGCCGGUAUCAUGUCUGGACUCACCCUUGGCUUAAUGUCUUUCCGUCCUGUUGAGCUUGAAAUUCUCCAAAGGAGUGGCUCUUCCACCGAGAAAAAACAAGCUGCCGCUAUUUUUCCUGUUCUUCAAAAACAACACCAACUGCUUGUUACUUUGCUUCUUUGUAAUGCUUGUGCCAUGGAGGCGCUUCCAAUUUACCUUGAUAAAAUAUUUCAUCCUUUUGUAGCAGUGGUGUUAUCAGUAACUUUUGUUCUGUCUUUUGGAGAGGUCAUCCCGCAAGCUAUAUGCACGAGAUAUGGACUCUAUGUUGGUUCCAGAUUUGUUGGGCUUGUACGCGUUCUGAUGAUCAUUUGCUAUCCGAUUGCUUGCCCUAUUGGAAAGGUUCUGGAUGUUUUGCUUGGACACCAUGAUGUACUGUUUAGGCGAGCACAAUUGAAAGCCCUUGUUUCAAUCCAUAGCGAAGAGGCUGGUAAAGGAGGUGAACUCACACAUGAUGAGGCGACAAUCAUCAGUGGAGCACUAGAUCUCACUCUGAAGACUGCAGAGGAAGCUAUGACGCCAAUCGAGUCAACUUUUUCAUUGGAUGUUGCUUCAAAAUUGGACUGGGAAGCAAUUGGGAAAAUUCUUGAACGAGGUCAUAGUCGCAUCCCUGUAUACAGUGGAAACCCCAAAAAUAUAAUUGGCAUCUUACUAGUAAAAAAUCUUCUUACCAUAAGAGCUGAGACAGAGAGUCCAGUUAGUUCUGUCUCCAUCCGGAAAAUUCCUAGGGUUCCAGCAGAUAUGCCUUUAUAUGAUAUCCUCAACGAGUUUCAAAAAGGUAGCAGUCAUAUGGCAGCUGUAGUCAAGGUUAGAAGAGAGAAAAACAACCCUCAGGUAGCUAGUGGCUUUGACAAAUCCAAAGAUGAAGUAUUCAUCAAACAUAGUUCUGAACUGACUGUGCCGUUGCUAGUCGGGUCUUAUGAGAAAUCAAACAAUGUUAUCGAUAUUGACAAGCUUUCUAGGCAUCAAAACUAUGGAGGAUGUGAUGAUGCCAACAAUGUCGACCAACAAUGCCUAGAAAAUGAAACUCCGCCAAAUUGUUUCCAUCACUUUCCUUAUGAUAAAGACGGAGAAGUUAUUGGCAUCAUAACCUUGGAAGAUGUUUUCGAGGAACUCCUGCAGGAAGAAAUUGUGGAUGAGACAGAUGUGUAUAUUGAUGUACAUAGGAGAAUACGUGUUGCUGCUGUCGCAGCUGCUUCAUCCGUGGCACGAGUUCCAUUAGGCCAAAAGGUGAAAGUUUGA
This is a messenger RNA of Vicia faba (fava bean), 1413 nucleotides long. NCBI's taxonomy places the organism in Eukaryota, Viridiplantae, Streptophyta, Magnoliopsida, Fabales, Fabaceae. The record is from the annotation of a GenBank genome assembly.